GGUUUGAUGGACUUUUCCAAAAAUAAAAACUAACAGAUAAGGCUCUCCUGCCACUCUUUAUACCCGACUCCACCAUCUGCUGAUCUGCGCCUUCACAGUUCUCAGUCGCAACUUGCACGCCAUCAACAGUCUACACCAGACCACAGUCCAAUAUCAUGCUCUUCCUAAACCCACCUAAACCACUCUCCCUCUUCGAAGCCAAGUUCCAACCCUCUCCAUUUCUCAACCCACAUCCCCAUCUCCGCCUGCUUAAGUCAUGCACCCUCCUUCCCAAACCCCUCUUCAAACCCACCACCAUCUCAGCCUCUGCUACUUCCACUGGCAGCUCCACCCCUUCGAACCAAGUCUACCAACCUUUUCGCCCACCUCCCUCCCCUCUCCCCUCUCAGUUCCGCUCCCUCGAUACCAAUGGCCGCCUCGAAAUUCUUCAAAAUCGCUUAGGCCUCUGGUUUGAGUACGCCCCACUCAUCCCUUCCCUCUCCCAAGAAGGCUUCUCACCGUCCUCCAUCGAAGAGGCCACCGGCAUCUCCGGUGUUGAGCAGAACCGGCUUGUCGUUGCUGCCCAAGUCCGCGAUUCCCUUGUUCAAUCCAAGAUCGAGCCGGAAACGCUCUCCUUCUUCGAUACCGGCGGUGCUGAGCUCCUCUAUGAGAUUCGCCUCCUUAGUGCCGCUCAACGCGCUGCUGCUGCCCGUUACAUCGUCCUUAAUCGCCUCGACCCCCGUGGAGCCCAGGAGCUCGCCCGGGCUAUGAAGGAUUUCCCACGCCGACGCGGGGAUGAAAGGUGGGACAGCUUUACUUACUCUCUCCCCGGUGAUUGCCUCUCUUUUAUGUAUUAUAGGCAAAGCAGAGAGCACCGAAAUCCGUCGGAACAGCGGACAUCUGCAUUGGAACGUGCACUGGAGGUAGUGGAAUCUGAGAAGGCGAAAGCGAAAAUUUUAGAUGAAUUGGAAGGAAAAUCGGGUCGGGAAGAAGGGACAGAUGGGGAAAUUGGGGUUGGAAUUAGGGUUCCGGUGGUGAGGAUGAAGAUCGGAGAGGUUGCGGAGGCAACGUCUGUGGUGGUAUUGCCGGUCUGUGGAGCAACAGAAGGGGCGAGAGCGGUGGAGGAAGCGCCUGGAGAGUGUAGGAGCGAAGGGGAGUUCGGAGUUGUGGUUGCGGAGAAAGGAUGGAGGAGGUGGGUGGUGUUGCCGGGUUGGGAGCCUGUGGUGGGGUUGGGAAGAGGAGUGGUGGUUGCGUUUCCGGAUGCUAGGGUCCUGCCUUGGAAGGUAAAUAGGUGGUACAAGGAAGAGGCCAUUCUGGUGGUGGCCGACAGAAGGACAAGGGAGGUGGUGGCUGAAGGUGGGUUUUAUUUGGUUGGUUCUAAAGAAGGUGGUAGUGAUGGUUUAAAGGUGGAGAGAGGGACAAAUUUGAAAAAGUUAGGGGUGAAGGAGUGUUUGGGGAGUGUGGUUUUGGUGGUUAGGCCACCUAAGGAAGAAACCGAUGACCAGUUGCAAGAUGAGGAUUGGGAGUGAUACUAGCAUAGAAAGGAGAAAGCAAUAUAAAGAAGGUUCUGACUUUGAUUUGUGAUUGGAAUCAAGGUUAAGUGAAUAAUGGUUGGAUAUAAGUCCAACAAUGACACUUCUGAAGAGAUGCUAGUGGGAAUUCUGAAUCUUUAUGUUGUUCCAUUACAAAUGUAAGCGCCAUUAGAUGAUUUUACUGUUUUUUGACUUUUAAGUUCUGUAUCAUACAUUUGAUAAUUUAAGUAUCAAUAGAGCAAGCUAUUGACCUGUUUUGUCAUUAAAGCAUUAAAUAUUUUGAAUUUGAGUUGUA
Nelumbo nucifera (sacred lotus) is the source of this 1806-nucleotide messenger RNA. Its product is annotated as rubisco accumulation factor 1.1, chloroplastic-like. Gene Ontology annotation, cellular component: chloroplast. NCBI's taxonomy places the organism in Eukaryota, Viridiplantae, Streptophyta, Magnoliopsida, Proteales, Nelumbonaceae. The record is from RefSeq and is a predicted model, not a curated record.